GAGAGAGAGAGAGAGAGAGAGAGAGAUUUGUCUGGAAACAUCCAUAUUUAUGUGUCAGUGUUAUAGUACAAGCAAAAAUCAGUUUCUGGAUAGUAGGAGAUGAGAAAAAUUAAAUAACUCGUAAGUCUGCCUUUAUAAACAUAUUAGAAAGAGGAGGUUUACAUGAUCCAUCAGUCAUAAAUGGAAGUAAUGCAUCUACAUAAUGCACUUUUCAGCCUGCAUUUGCGAAUAUUCUGGAAUGUGUUCUGUGAUUGUGACGUCAUAGAAGAAGCUUCUGUCAAAGAUUAGGAACAGAAACGCAGCGUUUCAGUGUUUACUUGAACUUUCUAAUCGACAUGCUGUGUAAUUGAGUUCAGUGCAACAAUGCGACAUUUUGUGAGUUUAGAGCUCUCUCGGGUGGCAGAACUUCCACUGCGCCCCCUGCUGUAUGCGGCCGCAGCUGCAGCUACGGCCGCGGGAGUUUAUUAUUAUCUCAAUAAUCAUGGCGAUGGCGAGAGGACAACGCUGGACCCCGCAGACACAACUCCCACCGAAGACCCAGUGCAGAUGGGCUCUGCAGAGUCUGAUUUGGUGGAGCCAGACUUGAUGUGUGAUGUGGAUGAAGGCAGUGUGACACAGACUGACAGCACUGCCUCACAGACUGACAGCAGUGCCUCACAGACUGACAGCAGUGCCUCACAGACUGACAGCACUGCCUCACAGACUGACAGCACUGCCUCUGAGGUAUCUUUGUCUGAAGCUGAGGAGAAAUAUGAGCUGGAGUCUUGUGCUCGGCUGGAAAACGAGAAGCCCGAACUGCUGUCUGAUGUGAAUGCACUGCAAGACUCAGUGCAGGAAUUGAAGAAAGAGCUCUCUGAAGCCCGGAAAAGGAAUGAUGAGCUAGAAAUGGAGUGUAAUAAAAAAAGUCAGGAGUUGCAGUUGCUGCAGAUCCAGCACAAUGCGAUUAAGACACAUUUACGAAAGAAGUAUGAAGAAGAGCGGCGGGCUCACAGCGAUCUGAAGCCCCAGUAUAGUCAGUUGAUGAAAACUUUAACACAGACACAGGUCUCUCUGACUAAAGCUGAGGAAGGAUUUCUAAUUGCAAUGCACUAUAAUGACGAAAAUGUACAAGAAGUUAACGAACUGCUAAGAAAACUGUACCAUGACCAUAAGUGUGAACGAAUGAGGCUGGAAUCUGAGCGAGAGAUCUUGCAGUCACAGUACAAAGAGAUAUUACAACAGCGCGAUGAGUUACUAAUGGACUGUAAGCGAGAACGGGAGGCUCACAAUAUCCUCAAGUCACAGUAUGAUCAUCUGCAGUGUUGGGAAUCUGUGCGACAGAUCUUGCAGUCACAGUACAAAGAGAUAUUACGACAGCGCGAUGAGUUACUAAUGGAGUGUGUGCGAGAACGGGAGGCUCACAAUAUCCUGAAGUCACAGUACGAUAAUGUGAUAGAAACGUUAACACACAACGAGGAGUUGUUAAAGUACUUCCAGAUCUCCUUGGAUGAAGCUGAGGAAAUAUACUGGCCUGCAAUGGAGUUCAGUACUCAGCUGGAAUCUGACCUCAGUCCAGCAGUAGGAGGAAGAGCUCUGGGAGACACACAAAGUGUGACGAGAUAACAACAGAGCAGAAGCAAGAAUGGGAGGAGCACAGUAUUCUGAAGUUGCAGCACAGAGAGAUGAUGGAAACUGUUAAACAGUGCUAGGAGUUCUAUGAACUCCAGACACCUGCCAGGGGUGGUGAUUAACAUCUAGAUAUUCUCCAAUACAUGUGUGCAUAUUCCAAGUCCUAUACCACAAAGUCAGUGUUAUCACUGGUGGGCUCUGUGCAGCUUUCCCAAAGUGAGUGGAGGAGGGUGGACUGGCCUCAAUACUGCGUGGUUACAUUUGGUGAAAACACAAGUGAUAUGAUACAGGGGUCCACAGAUCAAAACCCAUCCAUAUUUGACAUAUUAGCCAAGGAUCUUACCAUGUAGCUCCUGUUAUGGCUGCUUUAAUGCUUACUCGUUGCAUAUGUGAGCUGCUUGAUGCUGAACCCUUACAAUACGCUGCCAGAACCAACAAUGAGAAGUGUGGCUCGGCUGAUGAUAUGUUUUCUGGUUUAAAAUAAUUCUGGAGGUAGUGAUGGAAAUGCCGUCAUCAUUCUUCUCAAUCGAGCGCCGGCAUGGGGGCUCAUACCUCUGGCUAUCAGGAAGGCUUUGUAGUGGUGUCUGAGCUGCUGUUAGACAAUGGAGGGUUCUGGUCUAGUAGCUCUGUUAGCAUCGGUUGUGUGAGGAGAGUUUCAGUCUGUUAGAACUGGUUGAAUGGGUGGAUCAAUGGAUGUUAUCCAGCAGGAGAGCAUGAAAAAGGCACUUCAGUGAUGUUUACAGUAAGUACUACAUCAUUGUUAUAUGAAUUUGAAGAAAAGGUCUUGGCAUACACAUACUAGAGAAUACCUAGGUGUUAAUCACACUGCCUCUGGAGUUUAGGAUGGGUGAAAUAGACUACCACUAAGAUGCAGGUGCUCAGGAUGAAGAGUGGAUGCAAUUAACACUCUUUGACAAAAAUAAAUGUGAGAAAGAAACAUGCAUGGUAAAUUUGAGCAAAUCUGUACUGUUUUAAUUGCAUCAUUGCUGACUUUAUUAAAAUUAUUGAAUUUAUUAUUCAUUUUAAUCAGCUUGGUUUGUACUUUGCAGACAUUUUCAUCAAAUCUAUUUUAAUUAAAUGGUG
Ictalurus punctatus (channel catfish) is the source of this 2691-nucleotide messenger RNA. RefSeq names its product puff II/9-2 protein-like. Bases 364 to 1602 code for a protein of 412 amino acids. NCBI's taxonomy places the organism in Eukaryota, Metazoa, Chordata, Actinopteri, Siluriformes, Ictaluridae. The record is from RefSeq and is a predicted model, not a curated record. The transcript has 12 exons. Gene Ontology annotation, biological process: regulation of DNA-templated transcription.